AUGGCUCCCAAAGUCCAACACCCACCGUUCCCACUCCAUGAGAAAACAACAAAUCGCCCCGAUGAGUGGAAGAUCGAACAGGGCAUGUCCGCUGCCACGCUUCCUGCGUUGGACAUGACGGGCCCUGAGACCGUAGCACUCGACAUACAGACAUUCGGGCCACUGACCAAAGACCAGAAAGCCAUUGAUGCCGUCGGUGAUCGCAACGAGCUGUUCAAGAUCGAACGAAAGGGCUGGAAAGGUUACGUUGAGUGGGAAAACUACCCAGAGAAGAAGGCUGCCGCGCACAAAAUCUUGACAUCUCAGACCUUUCCACCGAACCCCGAGUUCCAGCUUGGCGAGAUCCCGCCCACCAACCCUGUCCUUCCUGGCACCCAUUGGAAGAUGUGGCACCAUGCCCUCGGAGGCGAGCUUGACGAUGUUCCCGAGGACUCGUGGAAUCUGGUCCUCAAGGAGAAGCAUCCUGAUAUGCUGCACUUGUUACAAUUUCCUUACAAUGGCGAGCCACCCAAACGCUUGGUCACUGACAAGCCCGUCACACCAAACCCCCUGCAUUUUGUUCGUAAUCACGGAGGAAUCCCAAUAAUCGACAAAGAGGACUAUAGCUUCCUUCUUGACGGCCUUGUCAACAAUCCCCAGUCCUUUACCCUAGCUGAUCUUCAAGAUGAGUCGCGCUUCCCGCGCAUGAAAAAGCAUAUCACAAUGCAGUGUUCCGGUACCCGUCGUAUUGAGCAGAUUCUGCGCUACCCAGGCCAGGGUGACGAAGUCCCUCAGGCUCCGUGGGCAGAAGGUGCUAUUGGCAACGCAGAGUACGAAGGUGUCUCACUGAAGAAGGUUAUCAAGGCUUGUGGCGGCCUGAAGGAUGGCGCGAAGCAUCUUGAAUUUUACGGUGCAGAUACUUAUUUCAAGGAUGAUAAGGCUAUGAAUUAUGUCGUAUCAGUGCCAUGGUCCAAGGUGAAAGCCAAUGAGAUCAUGUUAGCGUGGGACAUGAAUGGCGAGCCGCUACCACGGAUUCAUGGUUAUCCGCUUCGUGUAAUGUGCUUGGGUUAUAUCGGUGCAAGAGGCGUCAAGUGGCUGUACCGCAUCAAAGCCAUUGAAAACCCCAGCCUCGCUCCCGUUCAGAGCCAAGAGUAUCUGUACUUCCCGCAGCAGAUAGCCAAGCACAACUUCAAACUCACCGACGGCAUUCAGAUCCAAGAGAUGCCUGUUAGUUCUGCCAUCAUGUCUCCGUGGACAAAACAAGUCGUCAUCCACAACGGCAUCAUCCGCUGCAAAGGCUGGGCAUAUUCUGGCGGGGGUCGUUGGCCAGAACGGGUCGAAGUGUCUGCCGACGGCGGAUUCAACUGGUAUACUGUACCCGAAAAGAACUUAUCCAAGAAACGCCGCUGGUCGUGGCGGACUUGGACGUUCGAUCUCCCGUGUGAUGUUGAGGGGUGGGUUGAGAUCGUCGUUCGCUGCUGGGAUAACUCCCUCAACACGCAACCCCCUGAUGUGCGAACUGCGUGGAACUGGGGUCUUCAUGUCACUAGUUCUUGUCACAGAAUCAACAUCUUCAGUGUCAAUAAGAAGCAUGAGAACACCAAGGCGAGAAUGGAUGAGAUGGACAAGAGAGGUGUUCCGUUCGCGCCAUUGACGGUUCCAUUGAGCUUCCCUGCCCAGUCGUGGGAUGAGUAUGAGAAAUAUUGGAAGGAGCAUGAUCCCCGUGAUGCUGAGGAAUAUUGA
Molecule: messenger RNA, 1722 nt
Organism: Fusarium pseudograminearum CS3096
Lineage: Eukaryota; Fungi; Ascomycota; Sordariomycetes; Hypocreales; Nectriaceae
Exons: 4
Coding region: 1-1722 (573 amino acids)
Cellular component (GO): mitochondrion
Molecular function (GO): molybdenum ion binding; oxidoreductase activity
Source: RefSeq, a predicted model, not a curated record